Molecule: messenger RNA, 2675 nt
Organism: Phlebotomus argentipes
Lineage: Eukaryota; Metazoa; Arthropoda; Insecta; Diptera; Psychodidae
Product: CD151 antigen-like
Exons: 6
Coding region: 1755-2543 (262 amino acids)
Cellular component (GO): membrane
Source: RefSeq, a predicted model, not a curated record
AUCGCAAGUCAGUCGAUCUCACACUGUUGGCGCGAUCGUGAGGUGUGCAAAGUCGUGGGAAGUGUUCACGCCGAGUGUGAUCGCUGUGACACGAUCACGAGGUGCUCUUUUGCGGCGUCAUCGAUCAUCAGAGUGCCAAAUUGGGGCAAAUUGACGUCGUGUGAGGUGCCGCGAGGUGAAUUAAUGAGUCAGUUGUGCGCGCAGACAAUGAUUGUCAGUGUUGGCGAGAUGUGAGCGCAAAAAGCCAGGCAUUGAUCGUUAAAAAUGCUUGUGAUGAGAUGAAGAACGCACAACUUCCGUACAUUUUCAUCGCUCAGUCUCUCUGGGCUUCUCUGUUUAUUCUCUGCAUCACAGUUUGAUGAACUUAUAUUGCAAGCCAAAUGGAAACACUUUUCACUUGAUGUGGUGGAGAUGAAGACACAUAAAGGAUUUUCUGUGCUGGAAAAAUCUCCCAAAAUUCCAUAAUCCGUUCUUACACAAUUUGCUCGCUGAGAGACAAUAUAAUUUUCACAGAGUGUUCCAUAGAAAGUGUCAAAAGAUCUAAUACAGUUCCUCAACUCUAUUAUUGAAUUGAUUCGUGACACAAUAUUAUUUUUCAAUUAGAUUAUUCUGUAAGAUUCUUUGCAUUUUUAGACCAUUUGACACACUCUGUUAUACCAAAAAAAAUAAUUGUUGAAUAACAUUAAAUAUAAUGUGUGGAGUUGAACAUUUUUAAGCUCUGUACAAACAGACGCAAUUGAAUGCUGAUAAGAAAAGUCCCUGGAAUAUUAAAUGGGAGUGUGAAGCGGAGGAAAAAAAAAGAAUGUUGUGCAAAUAAAAAGUAUUUUAAGGUCACAAGAUCAACAUGAAAGAUGAUCAUAUGGGCAAAGUUGUGAGAUAAUGGAGUAAAUAAAGCUGGGGAGGAAGAAUUGAAUAGCUAAUUGAGUCAAACAGCGCUGUUUUGAGAGCUUCAAUUGGCAUUUCACAAUCGUCAUUGAUUUGUUGACACACACCACAGUCCAUUGAGUGAAUAUCAAUUAGUCGCUGGGAAGAAGUGUCUGUUUCUCUGUAGCUCGAAAGUAGCCAAGAGGAAGGAUACACUCGAUCGGGGUGUGGUGUUGGAGAUUAUAUGGGAGAAAAAAUGCAACUAAUAGGAACGUGAUUGUAACAAUAACAUUCCAUGAUAUUCAAGAGUGAGUCUCCGAGAAUAAGAAUAAGAUCAACAAAAACUUCCGCCUCCUCGAAAUCUAUGCGCCGUAAUGCUGUGAAAAACCCACAAAGUCUCACGCUUCAGAAGCCAAUUUCUCUUCCAAUAUUAGAUGCUCGAUAGACUCAAGGUUUAAGCCGAGAGGCGACUGAAAUUCAAAUAAGAGAUUUGUCAAUCUGAACGUAUUUGUGACAAGGCUUAGCACACAUGUAUGUCUUAGGGAGUUAUGACACUACGUUUACUAAGAUUCCGAACGUAGCAGCUUGGGGUUUUAGCAGUUUUGAGCAACUAAGGGAAGUUUUUGUGCUCUUGGCUUUAGCCUCAAGUCUGUCAUGCAUGUUAGAUAUUUCGCCCUGGAUUCUGAUUCCGUGUGACUUGAGAUUCUUUUUCACAGACACUCCAAAAUCAUUCCAAUAUUCAAAUCACCUUCUGCACACUUGAUUGCUCUUUGUGAAAAUACGCCAAGCGAUGAGAGUGUAGCACAAAGAGAUCCUCAGAGGUGGCAAAAUGAGCGCGUAGGCGGGAAAAUGUGGUGAUUCCCGAGACGCGAGCUCAAUCGGCGACGAUCAUGAGAAACAACCAAAGGUAUCACAGGCACAAGACGCGCGACUCCGACUGCUGGAGCAUCAAUUUUCUCAAAUAUGUUUUACACAUCUUCAACACCAUCUUCUUCAUGUCAGGGAUCAUCGUGGCGGGAGUGGCGCUGUGGACCAUCUUCUGGCGACACAAGUACAUUUCGCUGCUCUCGACCUUUAGCUACGCCUUCGGCGCCUAUGCCUUUGUCGUGGCGGGCAUCUUGGCCAUCGUGGGCGGCAUUUGGGGAUGCUGCGGUAUAUGGCGUGAGCAGCGCGCGAUGAUUCUCUGCUACACGUUCAUCCUCUUGGCGGCUCUCUGUUUUGAGGCGUCCGCCGGCUCCAUUGCGUAUCUCUACAACACACUCCUGGACGACGAUCUCAGCUUCAGUCUCAAUGAGACAUUCCUCACGAGCUACGCAAUUGAUCAGGGGCGAACCAAAGCGAUUGAUCAGAUGCAGCAAGAGUACAAAUGCUGCGGAGCUGUGCGGUUCGAGGAUUGGCGACAGAGUCUCUGGAUUACCGGCGAGAGCGAGGAGUUGCUCUUCACGCACGAGGAUCGCGUGGUUCCGGACUCUUGCUGCGUCUCGGCCACGUACUUGUGCGGCUUGCGUGAUCAUCCUAGCAAUAUUUACUACACGGGCUGCAUCUACCAAAUGUCGGAGGACCUCAGGCAUCAUCUCAUAAUCCUCGGAACACUGGCGGCCGGCUCAAGUGUGAUUCCGCUGUUCGGCAUGAUCAUAUCAUGCUGUCUGUACGUGAAGCUUUACAAGUUCAUCGACUAAUUUGUCGAGAAUUCCACGGACGAUUUAUCGCAAUGAUAGUCACACUUUACUUUAAUAACUUUACUUAACUUAUUGUUGUGUCAUCCCAUUUAUAAUGUGAAUAAUUGAAUAAAACCUUUAUAUGUGAUCAUU